AUGAGCCAAUCACUUUCUGUACCUCCAUAUUUUGACGGAAGUAAUUAUGCCUAUUGGAAGGUUCGAAUGCGUACGUUUCUUAAGUCUUUAGAUGAGCAUGUAUGGGUAAGUGUGCAAAAUGGUUGGAAACCUCCUUCUACUAUCGUAUCAGGAACUGUUAACCUUACCGACAUAUCACUGUGGACUAAAGAUGAAAUAGCUGAGUGUAAUUGGAACAGCAAGGGUCUUCAUGCCCUGUUUAUGGCCGUGUCUCCCGAAGAGUUUAGGAGAGUGUCAAUGUGUGAAACUGCUAUAGAGGUUUGGGACAUUCUUGAAACUACACAUGAGGGAACUAAAACGGUAAAGAAUUCUAAGCUACAAAUGCUAACUUCUAGGUUUGAAGAAGUGAGAAUGAAGGAUGAUGAAACAUUUGACGAAUUCUAUGCUAAAUUGAAUGACAUUGUCAAUUCUAGCUUCAAUCUAGGAUCAUUGCAAACGUAUGAACUCACUAUUACACAACCUAAGAAAGGAAAGUCCAUAGCCCUAAAAUCCAUCAAAGAAGAUGAAUCUUCUGAUACUGAGUCACUUAGGGACGAGGAAAUUGCAUACUUUGUUAAGAAAUUCCAAAAAGUUCUCAAGAAUAGGAGAAAACCUCAAGAUAAAAAGAGUGGAGCCCCUAGCAGAUUCACAAAAGCAAAAACUGAAACGUUUAACAAUAAAGGGUCGAGUGAUAAACCAUGUUUGGUUAGGUGUCAUGAGUGUCAAGGUAUAGGUCACUAUUGGAAUGAAUGCCCUAGUUAUAAGAAGAACCAAAGAAAAGGGAAAGGUAAGGCCUUAGUUGUCUCACUUACAGAUAAUGAAUCUGAGACCAGUGAUAGACAUGAUUCUUCUAGUAGUGAGGACGAAGGAAACUAUAUGGCAUUUGUAUCGACUGUUAAGAGUGAAUCAGAUAAGGAGAGUGACAAGGUUGAGGAAGAACUUCCAAACGAUAAUUCUAGUAGUGAGGAUGAGGAUGAGAUAGACAUACAAGAAGCUUAUCAACUUUUAUUUAAAGAGAGUCUUAGAAUCAAAAAGGUCAAUAAAGUCCUACUCAAAAAGGUUGAUGAACUUGAAAGAGAAAAAGAGAAACUUGCUGGUAAUUUUCAGGAUUCUCUUAAGAGUGGUAGUGAGUUAAAGUGUGUCAAUGAGAAGUUAGAGGACAAGAUUAAGACUUUGACUAGUGAAUUGGAGAAAUCUAAUGCUCAUCUUUAG
Messenger RNA from Olea europaea var. sylvestris, 1230 nucleotides. RefSeq lists its product as uncharacterized. Gene Ontology annotation, molecular function: zinc ion binding; nucleic acid binding. The coding region runs from base 1 to 1230 and encodes 409 amino acids. The transcript has 2 exons. The record is from RefSeq and is a predicted model, not a curated record. Lineage: Eukaryota; Viridiplantae; Streptophyta; Magnoliopsida; Lamiales; Oleaceae.